Molecule: messenger RNA, 383 nt
Organism: Xenia sp. Carnegie-2017
Lineage: Eukaryota; Metazoa; Cnidaria; Anthozoa; Malacalcyonacea; Xeniidae
Exons: 2
Coding region: 69-383 (104 amino acids)
Biological process (GO): regulation of transcription by RNA polymerase II
Cellular component (GO): nucleus; transcription regulator complex
Source: RefSeq, a predicted model, not a curated record
UCAAUUAUUAUGGUAGCCAAAUAUUUACUGGAUCUGAAGAAUCCACGUAUAUAUUGGAUCAAGAUAUAAUGCAGAAGACGACGGCGACUGAAGAUGUUUCCAAGGAGCAGCAACUGCUUAGCCAAACCAGUGAUAAUACGAUAGACAAUUUUGGACAUAACGAAGAGAGCGAGUACUCUUUACAAAGUCAGAAUCACUUCAGUAGUAAUUUGAUUGAUGAAGUGAGGAAUUAUCCUUGCCUAUGGGAUUUGAAGUCCAAAGGGUUCAAGAACAGUGUUAUGAAGAAACAAGCAUGGUUAAAAAUUUCAGAGCAACUCCAUGUGCAAGCAAUUGAAGCAGAAAAUGAGUUCAAAAGGUUAAGAGAAAAUUUCGAAAGUGUCUGA